Messenger RNA from Paralichthys olivaceus (Japanese flounder), 1641 nucleotides. Its product is annotated as peptidyl-prolyl cis-trans isomerase FKBP14-like. The record is from RefSeq and is a predicted model, not a curated record. NCBI's taxonomy places the organism in Eukaryota, Metazoa, Chordata, Actinopteri, Pleuronectiformes, Paralichthyidae. Gene Ontology annotation, molecular function: peptidyl-prolyl cis-trans isomerase activity; calcium ion binding.
AAAUGAGAAGCGACCAAUCAGAGGAGCAGGUCCUGCAACAACUCGUCCCUGCCACGUCGAGGAUCAUCUGUUGCUCGCUUCCUCCCAAACUGUCUGUCUCGUCCUGGACACUGACGCCGGGGACAUGGUGCUGCAGGUCGUGCUGAGCUGGCUCUGCUCCUCUCUGCUGCUGCCGGGGGUCAGCGGGGGCGCGCUGCCCGAGGCCGAGGUGCAGAUGGAGGUGAUGUACAGACCGUUCCUCUGUCACCGGAAGUCCAAGUACGGGGACGUCCUGCUCGUGCAUCACGACGGAUUCUUCGAGAACGGAACCAUGUUUCACUCCAGCCGUAACGAAGGCGACAAGCAGCCGGUGUGGUUCACGCUGGGCAUCAGAGAGGUGAUAAAAGGCUGGGACAAAGGCCUGCAGGACAUGUGUGCUGGAGAGAAGAGGAAACUGGUCGUACCUCCUGCGCUGGCCUAUGGGAAGGAAGGGAAAGGUAAGAUCCCACCUGAAAGCACACUGACCUUUAUCAUUGAGGUCCUUGAGAUCAGAAAUGGGCCCAGAUCGCAUGAAUCCUUCCAGGAGAUGGACCUCAACGAUGACUGGAAACUCUCCAAACAUGAGGUGAAAAUAUACCUGAGGAAGGAGUUUGAGCGUCAUGGCUACCCCCCCAACGACACUCUGCAUGAGAACAUGGUGGAGGACAUCUUCGCAAAAGAGGACGAGAACAAAGACGGCUUUAUAUCCUCCAGAGAGUUCACUUACAAACACGAUGAACUGUAAAAGUCUCUCCGGCUCCCACGACUCGCUCAGUCAUGGUUCAUGGUGGAUGCACUUCUAUGAAGAGGUUAUAGCCAAGAUUAUCUCAGGUCACCUUAAGUGGUUUUGUAGAAGCGCUGUUUGUAUGGUGUGGGACACUUAAACCUAUCCUGUUUAAAGCAGUGUGUUGUGGGUUUUGAGUCAGUGAGUUUGUUAAUGUGCUACUUUUAGUGAAAUUUCACCUGCAAAUCGUAGCCUAUUUGUGUUUAAACUAAUUUUGCUCCCUUUGGGACCACUGUCAGUUUAACUUUUCUUUUUUAAAACCUCGAAAACUAUUCCAAACAGGUAAUUGUCAACUCCAUCUUGCAUUUAAGUCCACGUAUUUAGAUUUUUAUCUCUUUAAGUGUCACAGAAUAUCUGAGGGAACAGAAAAGAUGUGAAUCCAUGUGGGCAGGAAAUGUAAGACAAUAUGAAAUAGUCUGUCAAUAUAUCCUUCAUGCUUAUGUUGCUAAAAGGACAUAUUGUUCAGUACAGGUUUUUUAGAUUUUUUUAAAUAAAAACAUUUUAAAAUGGAUAUUAAAGUGAGCAUUUUUAUAUUUGCUGUGAUAAGAAUUAUUCUCUAUAUUAUUAAGAGAAGGAUCGUGUGAAUGGACAAGGACACAGAACUGUACCUGUACCUGUUUUUUACACUGGGCUGGAAGCUGUUUUUUAGAUAUUACAAAUAGGACUCAUAAAACCACAGAGCUGACUAGAAUUCAGACUGCCCUGUUUCUGUGAGGUGGACUUUUUAUUGUAAACACAUCAGGAAUAACUUCAAUAACCAAAUGGCUGCUCUGAUUUGGGAAAUGAGUUUCUAUCUUUAAAUAAAUGUGAUUAAUAAAGUGACUGGGUUUCAAACAGAA